Messenger RNA from Entamoeba invadens IP1, 4524 nucleotides. RefSeq names its product protein serine/threonine kinase, putative. NCBI's taxonomy places the organism in Eukaryota, Evosea, Mastigamoebida, Endamoebidae. Gene Ontology annotation, molecular function: protein kinase activity; ATP binding. The annotation marks the transcript as partial. Gene Ontology annotation, biological process: protein phosphorylation. The record is from RefSeq and is a predicted model, not a curated record. The transcript has 4 exons.
UUGUUUUGUGAGAAGUGUUCAACAAUUGAUGAGAAGUGCACAACAUGUAGUUCUACUGACAUCUCACCACAUUGUGAUUCAUGUGAAAAUGGGUAUUGGGUUGAAGAAAACAAGUGUGUGACAUGCGAAGGGUGUGGCUCACUUGGGUGUGAGUAUAUGAGUGGACUCUGUUAUAACUGCCCAAAUCAGAUUCAAGUUUUGAUGUUGGGGAAAUGUGUUACUGUAGAAGGAUGCAAAGUUGUAGAAAACAACGAAUGUGUUGUUUGUGAUGAUUUGUAUGUUAAAAUAGGAAAAAGUUGCAUUAAGACGCAAACGGAGACAACUGAAAAUGUGAUCAAAUUCAGAAAGUUCUAUGUCAGUUCUAUUGACGUCAAUUGCACUACUUUUACAACCAAGGGAUGUGAUAUUUGUGAAGAAGGAUAUUACCACUAUGAAAAAAUAUCAUGUCACGAGUGCACGUUUAUAAAUGGGUGUUCUGAAUGCAUCAAUUAUCUCACAAACAACGAGACUUCAACAAAAGAGUGUACAAAGUGUAUGGAUAUGUUUAUCAACAACGCAGGAGAAUGUGUGAAAAUAGCGAAGUGCCUUCAAGGGGUCGGAGAGAGGUGCACAUUAUGUGAAAAGAAUUACUUGGUGUCUGAAGGUCGAUGCAAGCCAUGUGGUGAUGUUGUUAUUGGUUGUAAGACAAGUACCAAAAAUGAAUGCACUUCUUGUAUAGAAGGACAUUAUAUUGACUCGAAUAAACAAUGCAGUAAAUGUUUAGUAGAUAAUUGCUUUGUGUGUGCUCAAGAUGGUACUUGUAAUACUUGUGUAACUAACACAACGAAAAACACCGACUCAACUAAAUGCUUUUCAUGUUCCAUUUUCAAUGGGUGUACUUUGUGUGAUAAUACAACCCCUAAUAAAUGUUUGUUGUGUGCUCAAAAUUAUUUCAAAAAGAACUACUUGUGUGUGUCAUGUUCAAGUCUCAAUAAGUGUAUCAGUUGCUCAGAUGAACUCACGUGCCUGCAUUGUGUCGAUGGAUAUUAUCCAGACGAUGGAAAGUGCAAGUCAUGUCUUGCCAUAAAUGGCUGUAAAACAUGUUCGUCGACAUCAAAGAAAUGUCACGCAUGCAAAGAUGGGUAUUACCUCGACAACGAGUGUAAAUUGUGUGGUGAUGUUUUCAGUAAAUCUGCCACGUGUACAAUGAAAAAAGUAUUUUCUUGUCAGCCACACUACUUUUUGAAGAACAAUCGAUGUGUUGGGUGUGAUGCACUGUUUGGUUGUUCAGAGUGUGAAAAUGAAACGAUGUGCACUAAAUGCACUGAUGGACUCAAUUUGUACAACAAUGGAACAACUCAAAUGUGUUCUCAAGAUUGUGACAUUACAAAGUGUGUUAAAUGUGAUAUUAAUGGAAUGUGUGAAAUGUGUGAAGAGCCAUACACUCUUGACAAAAUGACCAACAAGUGCAAUUUGUGCUUUGAUGAACACCAAAAUAGUGGAAAAUGCUCAACAACAGAAAAUACCAUUGAAGUUUGUGAGUCAAAAAGAUUUUAUUUGGAAGAUGGUGUGUGUCAAAAGUGUAACACUACAUUGAGUGAGUGCCAGUUGUGCGACAAUUCAACAACUUGUAUAUUGUGUUCCACUGGAUUUGUGUUGGAUGUAAAUAACAAAUGUGUUGCAAAAACAACUUCGAUGAGUAUUAAAAAAGCAACAAAUUGCGAAUCAAAUCGACAGAUAUUGGAUACUGAAGGUAAUUGUGUUGACAUUUUAGCAGAUGAGUUCAAAGUGUCAGAAAGUUUCAGUAUGAAGUGUUUUAAUCUGUUUUAUGGGUGUUAUUCACGUGACUACAAACUCAAUUCAACAAUUGAUGUUGACAAUUUGGAGUGCUCUGCUUGUCAAAGUGGCAUGGCGUUUGAGUCUCGAGAAACCAAGAAGUGUGUGACAACAACAAAUUUGAUAGACAGUGAGGGAUAUAAAAUCGAGUGUACUACGGGAUGUUCGACUUGUACAAAUGGAACGAAUUGCCAAUACACAAAAUCGUUUGAGUUCACAGCUCGUUCUGAUGCAAAACUUUCAUACGAGAACCACAAAUACUGUCAGAAGUACCAAGAAGGGUUUGGGUGUGUGGAAUGCUCCAACUCAAUAAACUUAAAUGGAAUUUGUUCCAACAUGGAACGAACACAAAAAUGCUCGUUUUAUUUAGAAAGUGACAACACUUAUAAAUGUGAAGGAUACAUCGAACCUUCACAGACUAAAACACGUGCUACAUUAAAGACUGAGAAUGUUGUAUGUGAGGUGUUAUCGAACGGACUGUGUAUAAAAUGUUAUUCUAAAUAUUUUUUGAAUAAAGAGUAUCCGCCAAAAUGUGAGUCCUGUAGUAACAAUUGUCUGACUUGCACAACACCAACUACAUGUCAAGUGUGUUCGAAUGGGUUUUCUCUGGUAAAUGGAAGUUGUGUUUCACUAUCAAAUUGUUUAGUAUCAACACCAAGUGGAUGUACUGUGUGUAAUGAAGGGUAUUACCUAUUACUUGGUUCAUGUAAAAUGUUAAGUGAAAUUCAUUGCAAAUCUAUUGUAAUUACAAUAAACAAUGAGGUGCAGUGUACAUUAUGUGUAGAGAACUACAUUUUGAGUGAGACGCAAUGUGUUGAUAUGUCUACUGCGCAUUGCCAAAGUGUCGACUUAUCAACUUCAAAAUGUGCAAUUUGCGAAGAGAAGUACAAAUUUGAUGAUAACAAAAAUGUGUUUCAAUGGAAACGACGCAAUGCUCAUAUUCAUCAUCAGGCGAUUGCCUCCAUACUCAAUUGUUCUAAAAAUGCAGGAAGUUGUGUUACAUGUGCUUUUGGGUAUUAUUUUGACACGACAAGUAACGACUGUAUUUAUGUUGGUGAACUUGCUGAAAAGUGCAAACUGUUCUUACCAAGUGGUGUCGAUUGUGCUACAUGCAACGAGGGGUACAUCCUCAUCAAUACAGAUUGUGUGAAAUGUGACGAAAAGUGUCUGAGUUGUGUUGGAAACAUUUCAAAUUGUGUAAAAUGCAAUGUGAAAGGUGGGUAUUACGAAGACGUCGAAUUUACAACGAUAGAAGAUAAGAAAUGUGUCACAAUAACAACACUUGAAAAUUGUGAAUGGGUUUCAGAGUAUGGGUGUGCUGUGUGUUACGAUGGGUAUUAUCAAAACAAAUAUUACAAAUGCUCAAAAUGCAAUGACUUAUGUGCAACGUGUACAAACAAUAACACAUGUUCGACAUGUGUAGAUCAAUACGUUUUGAUAUCCAAAACUUCGCAAUGUGUGAAAUGGAAUUCAAUUGUAAAUUGUAAAUCAUAUGAUUCAAAAACUCAGAAAUGCAGUGAAUGCAAUGGAAGCAACAAAGUUGGACCAAAUGGAGACGAGUGUGUCCACAAGACAAAUGUACUCUCAAUUAUACUUCCAAUCAUCUUUUGUAUUUUAAUGGUUGUUAUUAUCAUUAUAACAAUAAGUUGUAUACUUUUCUACAUCCAUUACAGAAAAGAAGAGAAGUUGAAGAAGUCACUUGUGAAUGAAUUUUUGUUGAAAGAUUUAAAAAAGAAAGGAGUUGAGAUGGUAUAUCUUGGUACUCAAAAAGAACGCAUUUUGUGUUCAACACAAGAAAUACAUUUUGAAAACGAAAUUGCAGUUCAAAAAGACAGCGACUGUAAAUUUAUGAUUGGUAACGACAGAGCAUCUCUUUUAAAAAUUCAAUUCAUAACACAAAACGACGAAGAAAAAUUUGAGUUGAAUGUUGGACCUUCCAUCCCAGUGUGUAUCAAGAAAGGUCGUGCUGUUGAAUUUACAGUGACUGUUCAUCCGCUGUGUACACUUGAGAAGACUGUUGACAUCACUUGUUCAGUCUUAAACAUCAACAAAGGCAAAAUUUCAGAGAUUAAAAUCCCAGUCAAAUUUGCGUCGGAAAUGUCGACAGCACUUGACCCGGACGAGUUGAAGAAAGAGCGAAAACUUGGAGAAGGAAGUUUUGGGAUUGUGUACAAAGGAACAUAUCGAGGAAACGUUGUUGCCAUCAAAGAAAUGAAGGAAAUGGUUGUCGCAAAAUUAGGAGCAAAAGGUUUUACAAUGAAUUCAACCGUUGAAAGUUCAAGUCGAAAUUUGACAAAGAACGCAACAAAAAAUAUCCCUAAAAAUAACACGACUAACAACUCUUCGAUGACAACAAGAGACAAAACAGCGGCUGAGAAACAGAUGGAUAAAAAGAUGGACGAAUUCAGAAAGGAAGUUGCGAUGUUGGCCAAGUUUGUGAGUCCAUACGUCAUAAGAUUCUAUGGUGCGUGUUUCAUACCAAAUCGGAUAUGUAUGGUCACUGAAUUGGCCAAGUAUGGCAGUCUGCAAGACCUGAUGAAACAUAAAAAGUCUGACGAAGUUAUCAUGAAAAUGCGAAUUAAACUGAUGUUGGACACUGCCAAGGGAAUUCAGUAUUUACACGCAAAUAACACUCUUCAUAGAGACAUCAAGUCAGACAACACACUUGUAACUUCACUUGAUUUUAACGACGAAGUCAAUGGGAAAUGA